Molecule: messenger RNA, 1160 nt
Organism: Aspergillus sclerotioniger CBS 115572
Lineage: Eukaryota; Fungi; Ascomycota; Eurotiomycetes; Eurotiales; Aspergillaceae
Exons: 3
Coding region: 198-995 (265 amino acids)
Source: RefSeq, a predicted model, not a curated record
GCGAAGGAGCGGUUGCGUGUAACCCAUCCAUACCGUCAUGCGGAUGGUAUUCGGUAACGGUGGCUUGGUACGGGCUAAAACGACUAGGCUAGAAGCACGAACCCCUGAGGGCUGCACUGCAUGACGUGACGAACCACUGUCCCCCUCGGGCGGCUGAUUGGCCGGCCAAAAUAAGGCACGAUUUUGAUGCGAAGACAAUGGCAUUCUCCUUUUUAUUUUUAAAUCACCGAUUUGAUCGAUUUCGGAUUUCCCCUCUGCACCACAUCCUGUUGUGGACCGGCUCAGAAUCGAACCUCGACCAAAUACCAAGAACGCAUAAGCAUUCCAUCAACCGAGGGAUAUCCCCCAUGACAAUGCCAACGUCCGUCAAACGUAUGUCUCCGCCCGCCUGGGCUUAUUCGGAGCAACGACCUGGUCUCACAGACCCCUCGGAAUUCUGGAGGGCUAUUGAACCAGAAAUCGAUAAACAGGGGUUCAGAGCGGUGUCAAACGCCAUUUACGUCGUGGGAGGUUACCAGCCUGCCAUGUGGACGGGUGCUUGCGAUCGACCUUCUUCCUCGUGGUACGGAGUACCGUGUACAAACGACAAACGGAUAUACAUACAGAUACGUCCAUACCAGUCCUUAUUUGGUAACCUGUACAGUGUACCUACAUCCCUCGGUCCAAGACACAAAGGUAUACCAGGUUACUCACAACGUCAUUUGUCAACAUCCCUCCUCACUACGAGUAUAGUAGGUAGUACUUACUCCGUAAUUGGUCGUACUUAUCGCUAUGGAGUCUCCAGGAUCCGCCAACCGAAUGAUAGAUCGCAGCGACUACACCCGCCCAAAUCCCAAGGCAGGAUCACACCGACUGGAAUUCCGCGGGAUGCAAGGUACCUGAUUAAACGAUUGCAUCCGCGACGUCUCCAACGCGACCGACCCGGCUGGACGGAAGUUGGGGGACGAAGGAACCGUGACUAUCGAAUUGAUCACGAAGGGGCCACAGGAGUCUAAAUCCUAGUCCGCGAUGAUGUACAGUGCUACGACCACUUUGUCUUAGGUCGGUGGUCCCCGACGUACCUUGGGAUUGGUACCAAUCAGAGACACGGGAAGUAUUUGAGAUAAACCCUGAGCCUGGCCAUCUUGGUAGUAUAUACUAUAUUAAUAUUAAUUCUUCAG